AUGGGUUCUGGAGAAAAAGCCUUCAAGAGUUUUCAUUCACAUCGUUCUAAGAACAGUAGCAAACAAGGGAUCAAAGAUGUUCCAAAAGGUUGUUUAGCAAUCAAAGUGGGAUCAAAAGAAGAGGAGAAACAAAGAUUUGUGGUUCCUGUUUCUUAUUUUAACCAUCCAUUGUUCAUGCAACUCUUGAACGAAGCAGAGGAAGAGUAUGGAUUCGAGCAGAAAGGUACUAUCACCAUUCCUUGCCGCGUGGAGGUUUUCCGCUUGAUGAUGAUCAUCAUCAUCAUACAUGAGCAUGAUCAAGAUGAUGGUGCAAGCAAGUGCUAG
Messenger RNA from Microthlaspi erraticum, 324 nucleotides. The record is from the annotation of a GenBank genome assembly. Lineage: Eukaryota; Viridiplantae; Streptophyta; Magnoliopsida; Brassicales; Brassicaceae.